UGAAAGGGACCGCGUUAACAAAUUCGUGUUAUACUCAGUGAGCUGUGCCGUGAGUUAUCAGCUGUGUGUAACACAGGAUGCCGCGUGAGAGCUAACAGAAGCCCCCUGUUGUCUGAUGUGUGAGUCAGGAUUGGGGUUGUAUGAUGAAUAGAGGGUUGUGUGCGAGGGAGGUGCGGCCUGAGAAGGGGACUGUGUGAGGGAGAGGAGAGCUGAGAGGGUAAGAGGGAGCUGAGAAUGAGGGAGAGGGGAGCUGAGAGGGAGGGAGAGAGGAGCUGAGAGGGUAAGAGGGAGCUGAGAGGGUAAGAGGUUGAUGAGAGUGAGGGAGAGAGGAGCUGAGAGGGUGAGAAGGGAGCUAUGUGAGGGAGAGAAGAGCUGCGUGGGUAAGAGGAAGCUGAGAGUGAGGGAGAGAAGUGUUUAGAGUGUGAGGAAGGGGCUGUGUGAGGGAGAGGAGGGCUAAAGGGGUAAGGGAAAGCUGAAAGUGAGGGAGAAAGGAGUUGAGAAGGGGCUGUGUGAGGGAGAGGGGGGCUGAGAGCUAAACAGCUAAGGGAGAGCUGAAAUUGAGGGAGAGGGGUGUUGAAAGUGUGAGGAGGGGGCUGUCUGAGUGAGAGCUGCCUGAGAGUGAGGGAGAGAGAUGUUGAUAGUGUGAGGAAGGGGCUAGGUGAGGGAGAGUAGUGCUAAAGGGGUAAGGGAGAGCUGAGAGUGAGGGAGAGAGGUGUUGAGAGGGUGAGGAGGGGGCUGUGUGAGGGAGAGGAGGGCUGAGAGCUAAAGGGCUAAGGGGGAGCUGAAAUUGAGGGAGAGAGGUGUUGAAAAUGUGAGGAGGGGGCUGUGUGAGUGAGAGCUGCCUGAGAGUGAGGGAGAGAGAUGUUGAUAGUGUGAGGAAGGGGCUGUGUGAGGGAGAGGUGUGCUAAAGGGGUAAGGGAGAGCUGAACGUGAGGGAGAGAGGUGUUGAGAGUUUGAGGAGGGGGCUGUGUGAGGGAGAGGAGGUUAAGGGUAAGCUGAGUGAGUGAGGGAGAGAGGUGUUGAGUGGGUAAAGAGGGGGCCGUGUGAGUGAGAAGAGGGCUAAAGGCGUAAGGGGGAGCCAAGAGUGAGGGAGAGAGGUGUUGAGAAGGUGAGGAGGGCUGCAAGGUUCAGGGGGUGCUGAGCGUGAGGGAGAGAGGUGUUGGGAAGGGACUGUGUGAGGAAGAAAAGGGCUGAGAGGAGGAGACUGUGUAAGGGAGAGGGAAAUUUUAGAGGGUGAGGAGGGUCUGGGAGUGGGGGGCCUUGUGUAUUGUAGACUGGUACUAAGAAGGUGAUGAGAGCUGUGUUCAAGUGAGGGAGAAUGAGAGGGUAAGUAGGGGGCUUAGAUGUUAAGAAGGGAGCUGUGUUAAGGAAGAAGCUUAGAGUGUAAGGAGAGACUGUUAGUGGGUGAGCUGGGUGAAUGAGGAAAAGGUGGCUGAGAGGGUGAGAAAGGCUGUGUGAGGGAGAGAGGUUCUGAGAAGGUGAGGAGGGAGCUGUUUGAGGGUAAGAAUGGGGACUGAUAGAAUGUCCCUUUAAGCAGGAAGGUUGAAGGGACGGACUGGUGAUACAGCACUGCCUGGCACAUGUGGCUAAUUAGUGAGGGAUCAGAUACCGAAACGCAAAUAAAGGAAAAGAAAGAGAGGGAAGAGCCUAAGUCCAGCAGCUGAAAGCAGAGCUCUCACUCUUGUCGCUGAAUUCAGUGUUGGAAGCUCCUCUGUACGUCACUGUCAGCACGUGCACCGCUGAAGCAACAUGUGGCGCUGUAAUUAAAUGGCUGACCUGGUAGAAGUGCUGCUCUAACUCUCGCACCUCUCCUGGCCAAAGUGUACAGCUCAUUUCACCCAGCACUGGGGCACAUUUUAUUAGCGCCACUUGUGCUCUGGAAUGGGAGAUAAUCAUAGCUUUACCAUAAUAUAAAUACAGGAAGAGCUCUGACUCUUUCCCAUCUCUCAUUUGUUGCUCCUUCCUUUCUUCUCGCAGGUGUCACAUUUCUAGCAACUGAGUCAAGAUGAACAAAUACAGGAAGCAGAUGGCAGAGCAGUUCCUGACUCAGGCCCUGGGCAUCAUCUGCCUGCUGACCGGAGAGGAAUAUGUCAUUGUGAAGAAGAGGCCCUCCCACAGUAGAAUUCACCGGCAGAGCGGAGAGGUGCCUAUAAAGUGUGAUGAUGUUGCUAUGUAUUUCUCUAUGGAAGAGUGGGAGUAUAUAGAGGGACACAAGGAGCUUUACAAGGACGUCAUGAUGGAGACUCACCCAGCACUAAGUACUAUAGAGAUCCCAGGAAAUGAGAGCUCAGAACUAACAGGUCACAGUGAUGAAAAUCUAGACACAGGAGCACAUAGAGAACUGGUACAGAAUAUUCAGCCAGGGGAGACCCCAUCGGACGUCUCUGCAGAAUUAACAGGUUACAGUGAUGAAAAUCUAGACACAGGAGCACAAGGAGAACUUGUACAGAGUAUUCAGCCAUCAGAUGUCUCUGCAGAUGACGGUAAUACUGACGUAGAUGUUAAAACAGAAGAUCUGAGUGUAAUGUGUCAGCUGGGAGCUCCAAUACAGGAAAUGUGUGACAGUGACAAUGAAGAUGACGGUAAUACUGACGUAGAUGUUAAAACAGAAGAUCUGAGUGUAACGUGUCAGCUGGAAGCUCCAAUACAGGAAAUGUGUGACAGUGACAAUGAAGAUGACGGUAAUACUGACGUAGAUGUUAAAACAGAAGAUCUGAGUGUAACGUGUCAGCUGGAAGCUCUAAUACAGGAAAUGUGUGACAGUGACAAUGAAGGUGAAAAUGAUGCUAAGAUUUCAUGUAACAUGGAACAAACAGAAGAUCAGUGGCUACGAAAUAUGCCAGAAGCUGCAGAGCAGGAAAUAUGUGACAAUAUAGUCAUAAGUACAGGGGAAUUCACAAACUGUAAUUAUCCUAGUCAUGAUCAGAGUGCAGAUGCUUCUUUACAUCUUCUUCAAAAUCAAAGAAGCCAUGUGGGAAAUGUAUGUUCUGAAUGUGGGAAAUGUUUUCUUAAGAAAUCACAUCUUCUUAAACAUCUAAAAGUUCACACAGAAGAAAAGCCAUUUUCCUGUUCUAUAUGUGGAAAAUGUUAUAACCGUAAAAAAAAUCUUGUUGCUCAUCAGAAAAUUCAUACAGGAGGAAAAGUUUUUUCAUGUUCUGACUGUGGGAAAUGUUUUACUCAGAAAUCAACUCUUAAUAACCAUCAGAAAAUUCAUACAGGAGAGAAAGGAUUUUCAUGUUCUGACUGUGGAAAAAGUUUUACUCAUAAAACAACUCUUAUUAACCAUCAGAAAAUUCAUACAGGGCUGAAAGCAUUUUCAUGUUCUGACUGUGGAAAAUGUUUUACUCUGAAACCAACUCUUAUUAGGCAUCAGAAAAUUCAUACAGGAGAGAAAGCAUUUUCAUGUUCUAAAUGUGGGAAAUGUUUUACUCAGAAAUCAACUCUUAUUAGGCAUCAGAAUACUCAUAUCAAAAGAAAUAGAGUUUAACCUCCUAAGUGCAGAGGGUAGCAUGUAGUUAUCACCCGCACAAUACCAAGGGCUGAUGAUGACUGCAUGUGACCCCCUGGGGUAAACUGUUUUGGAGCUUUUUGAAGCCCCUUCUGCACCUCAGCAAGACCGAUUUAAAUCAUGGUUUUGAUAUUUUAGAAUAAUACGUUUUCAGAUUAUUUUUUCCUGCUAUACCAGAUCAUUACUAAAUUGGUCAUAUAUCAUUAGAUAUGCAUAGAUAAAUCAUUUAAAUUAAUUAAAUUAUUUGAAGGCGAACUAUGUCAAGUUUAAUUGGUUAAUCUUCAUAUUUGGAUCAACUUUUCACCUGUACUUUAUUGGAAGGAGAAAAGUGAUUACAUUAAUAAUAACAAUAUAAAUAGUUUUAUUUAAGUAAAACAAUAACAUUAUUUUUCAUUUUUAAUGCUUGUUCCUCCCUCCUCACACUUAGGUCCUUGUGCAGAUCUAUUCCACUCCAGACAAUCUUCUAUUUAGAUUACUUAGUAUGGGUUGAUUCAGUGUACAUAGAUUUGCAGGGGAGCAAUGGCAUUCAAGGAAACUAAAGUCAAAAUUAAACUUUCAUGAUUAAGAAAGAACAUGCAAUUUUUUGCAAUUUUCCAAUCAAUUUCUCUUAUCUAAUUUGCUUUGCUCUCUUGGUAUCCACUGUUGAACAGCCUGCAUAGGUAGGCUCACUCAUAUUUAAUGCACUACUGUGAGCUAGCUGCUUGUCACUGUCUCACCCAUUGUAUUCAGAUAGGCCCCAGCAGAUCAUUGUUCUCCUUCAACAAAGGAUUCCAAAAGAAUGAAGCAAAUCUGAUAAUAGAAGUGAAUAUGAAAAUUGUAUGCUCUCUCCAGGCCCGGACUGGCAAAGUCCCGGUGGGCCGUCAAGUUAUCUGGGCCGAUCAGGUUAGCUAAGCCCCUCCCACCAGUCAGUCAAAAGCAUGGGGCCUGUCCUGAUACUUAAAGUUGCUAAGUGGCCUUAGGGCACCCCAGCAGGAGGCGAGCAAUUUAGAGCAGGGGGGCAUGUUGCAGCAGCAGCAACAUGAUAAUGUAUUUAUUUGUAGUGUACUUAAUAAUUGCACUGCCUCUGCAAAAUGGGCUAAUAGUGCGCACCGCAUAUGCCCUUCCCCCUCCAUCCUGGCUCACCGUGACCGGACAUGUAAAUGUUUGGGUUUGAGCAAGGCAAGCUGCAAUUUAUUUCAGAUCAGAGUGGCGUGCUGAGGGACAGAGUUAGAGCUGCAGAUAUAAUUGGGUAUGUAAGACACGGCCAAACCCUAAUCCAGUAUAGAUUUUCCUUCUUGCUCCCUAACGUUUAAUGCUGGGCUUGCUGGCAAACAAAUGAUGGUGUCCUGGAGUCUGGACCCCCCUCACAUUGUCUCCUGUGUUCCUGAACGGCUGCCUGUUAGUAGUAUAACUGUGUGCACGCUCCACUUGCCACACUGUUCUUGUAGUAGCUGCAGAAUUUAUUGCAGGCUGAAGCAGGAACUUGUGUGGCAAAAAAGUUUUCAGCCGAUCACUGACAGUUUCAAAUUUCCCUGCUUCUGCCAGUGACAUGGUGACAGAGUGCUAACAGAGCAUUACUGGUUUAUAACAGUGUGGCAAGUGGUGCGUGCACACUGUUAUAAAACUAACAGGCAGCUGAGCUCAGUGUUAACUGUACUGUUGCCAGAACUAGAUAACAUGUGGAGCUACCUUGGCUACCAGAGAGAACUGCAGUGCAUUCCCUUACAAAGAAUGUACUGUAGUCCUUUUUGGUAGUCAUGAGUUAAAUUGUGCUCCACACUUUAUCCUAGGCAAUGGGUGGGGUGAGAUGAGGAGGUUAUGUGGGAAGGGCUUUCUCUUCUGCCCUUAUUGAUUUACAGCCCUUAGAAACGAUGUCUAGACUCUGGAUAACUACUGUAGGUCUGUG
This is a messenger RNA of Bombina bombina (fire-bellied toad), 5393 nucleotides long. RefSeq names its product oocyte zinc finger protein XlCOF7.1-like. Gene Ontology annotation, molecular function: DNA-binding transcription repressor activity, RNA polymerase II-specific. The transcript has 10 exons. Bases 2006 to 3487 code for a protein of 493 amino acids. Gene Ontology annotation, biological process: negative regulation of transcription by RNA polymerase II. Lineage: Eukaryota; Metazoa; Chordata; Amphibia; Anura; Bombinatoridae. The record is from RefSeq and is a predicted model, not a curated record.